Hydra vulgaris (swiftwater hydra) is the source of this 1415-nucleotide messenger RNA. RefSeq names its product protein arginine N-methyltransferase 1. Gene Ontology annotation, molecular function: protein-arginine N-methyltransferase activity. The record is from RefSeq and is a predicted model, not a curated record. Gene Ontology annotation, cellular component: nucleus. NCBI's taxonomy places the organism in Eukaryota, Metazoa, Cnidaria, Hydrozoa, Anthoathecata, Hydridae. Gene Ontology annotation, biological process: peptidyl-arginine methylation.
AAACAUUGAAAGCUUACAACGGCUUUUUUUGUGUGUGACUGAUUUUUAGCUCGCUUCAUUCUCUAUUGCGCACAUGUGAAUUGCGGAUGGCCGAUGAACCCCAAGCAAAGUACAGAAAAUUGGAUUUUGUUUUGACAUCAUCUAUAAAUAUGUCAGUUUGUGCUGCUCCUGUUCCGUUAACAAACGGGGAUUACAAAAUGAAGCCUUCUGCACCACUUGAUGAUAAAUCAAUGAAGGAGACCUCUAAAAUAGAAGAUAUGACAAGUAAAGACUAUUACUUUGAUUCUUAUGCUCACUUUGGAAUCCACGAAGAGAUGCUGAAAGAUGAAGUUAGAACUUUGACAUACAAAAACUCUAUGUACAACAAUAAGCACUUGUUUAAAGAUAAAAUUGUACUAGAUGUUGGUUGCGGAACAGGAAUUUUAUGCAUGUUUGCUAAAAAGGCUGGCGCAAAGCAUGUUUAUGGUAUUGAUAUGUCAUCUAUCAUUGAUCACGCUCGGAAAAUUGUUUCUGCUAACGGUUUUGAACAUGAUAUUACACUUAUAAAAGGAAAAGUUGAAGAAGUUGUUCUCCCUGUUGAAAAAGUUGAUAUAAUCAUUAGUGAGUGGAUGGGUUAUUGUUUGCUAUAUGAAUCAAUGUUAGACACAGUUAUAUUUGCUAGAGAUAAGUGGUUAAAACCAGGUGGUUUGUUGUUUCCUGAUAAGGCUUCCAUGUAUAUAACAGCUAUAGAAGAUAGAGAUUAUAAAGAAGAGAAGAUUAAUUGGUGGGACAGUGUGUAUGGUUUUGAUAUGAGUGCUAUUAGAACUGUAGCUUUAAAUGAACCUCUAGUUGAUGUCGUUGAAAAAAAUCAAGUUGUUACAGACUCUUGUUUAAUCAAGGACAUAGAUUUAUCUACAGUAAAAGUGGAAGAGUUAAAUUUUAGUGCCCCCUUCACAAUUCAAGCUAGAAGAAAUGAUUAUGUCCAUGCCUUUGUUACUUAUUUCACAGUUGAAUUUUCUGCCUGUCAUAAACGAACAGGUUUUUCUACUGGACCUGAAAGUCGAUAUACUCAUUGGAAGCAAACUGUGUUUUACAUGCCUGAUUCCAUUACAAUAAAGUAUGGAGAAUCUAUUCGUGGAGUCUUUGAAGUUGAACAGAAUAAGAAGAAUAAACGCGAUCUCGAUAUCAAACUUAAAUACGAAUUUGACGGCGAGUUGAUGUCUGUUGCCGAUACGCGAGAUUAUCGUAUGAGAUAGUUUAACUACUUUAACCAAACGAAUUUGUAUAUGAGUUGCGGUUACGUCUACUGGUCUGAAAAGCUGCAAAUUUUACUGGGUAUCUCUUCUGACAAGAAAAUCUUACAAUUUGCGCCGUAUUUGUAAAGUGAAGCAUCCUUGUCUAUGUAAUAUGUUAAUUUAUAGAUAUUGCUUUCUAAA